This is a messenger RNA of Liolophura sinensis, 8338 nucleotides long. Its product is annotated as E3 ubiquitin-protein ligase TRIM33-like. Bases 78 to 3077 code for a protein of 999 amino acids. Gene Ontology annotation, molecular function: protein binding; zinc ion binding. Gene Ontology annotation, cellular component: chromatin. The record is from RefSeq and is a predicted model, not a curated record. NCBI's taxonomy places the organism in Eukaryota, Metazoa, Mollusca, Polyplacophora, Chitonida, Chitonidae. The transcript is spliced from 10 exons.
UGUAAAAGCUAAACGUGAACAAACGAGUUUUAUUUACUUUUUGUUUAGGCCUUUGUGCUUCCAAAUAACUUGUAAUCAUGGCAGAGGCGAGCCAAGAUGAAGAAUCCAUCGUGUCCGACAAGAUCUGCAGAGUUUGCAAGCAGGAAUAUUCGGCUGAGGCGUAUCCGAAGUUGUUACCGUGCCUGCACACGGUAUGCGGGCCGUGUGUGUCGGACCUCCCUAGUAUUGAAGGGGAGAAGCUCAAGUGCCCAGAGUGUGGUGUCGUGUUUAACAGAAAGGAUGUGAUCAAACACUUGUUCAUGAUGGAGACCUUAAGCGAGGUGGGCAAGAGUGAAGAGCAGGCAGGCGUGGAAGAGAAGGCACACACGUGCACUGCCUGCGAGGAGAACCAGGAUGCCACCUCCUUCUGCACUGAGUGCAUGGAGUGGUUGUGUGAGCAGUGUGUGCAGGCUCAUCGCCGCGUCCGUGUCACCAAAGACCAUUUGAUACAGGCCAAAGAGAAGGUGCAGGCGCAGGGCAAUGGGCAUAGCAGUCUGCAGGGCAAAGAUCGCUUCAUGGCAUGUAAGCUGCACCAGCAUGAGCCGUUAAAACUGUACUGUGAGACGUGUGACACGCUGACUUGCAGGGACUGCCAGCUUCUGGAGCAUAAAGAGCACAAGUACCAGUUUGUGCAUGAGGCAUCAGAACUGUGUAAGCAACAGCUGCUUCAGUUUACAAACAAACUCCGCGAAAAGCGCAAGUGUAUAGAGAACUUCAAACAGCUGAUCGCCAAACGACAAGAGGAGAUAGUCUCUCGAGAAGAAGUAGUAGGUGAGGAAAUAAAAAAGACAGUUGACAAUCUGGUGGAAGAGUUCAAGAAACGUGCGCAGGCUAUAUUGACAGACCUGAACCUGGUGUGUACAGCGAAGAAAGCUCAGCUAAGUCAGAAGAACCAAGAGGUGACAGAGCUGGUUACCCGGCUAGACCACUGUGUGGACUUUGUCCAGUCUCUAGUGGACAGUGGCUCAAAUCUCUCCAUCCUUCACACUAAAUCCAUUAUCAUCAGACACAUGCGCUCAAUGGCGCAGACUAGGUGUGAGGUGCCCAACCCCAGCCAUAUUGUUGACAUCCGCUACAGCCAAGAUUGUAAUAUAUUCCUCAAAAACAUGCACCACCUUGGUUUUCUCUACGUGGACGGUGUUCCAUAUCGACCCAGUAUGAAACCUGGAUCUUCCGCAGGCUCUAACCCAAAUCUCCAUCCUGAAGUGAAUGGUUCUCAUCCUGGUAGGAACUACCUGCAGGAGCUGCAGAAGUUGAGUUCUGAGCAGCGCAAUGCCGUGUUUGUGCGCAUGAUGCAGAUGCAGCGUCGUCAGGCAGGCCAACAGAACCAGAUAGGGAAUCCCACAGGGAGCCCUCAAGUGCCAGGUUCUCUUAGCCAGCCACCCCCUAACAGAGUGGUCAGCGGUCACAACCAGGUAAACUCUGCAAUGAAUCGCCCUCCGUACAGCCAGAACAGCUUUCCAGUCCGCUACAGUAACGGCCCCAUGGACCAGAUCCCUCCUGUGUGCUCCGCACCAUCCGGGGGAGGAGCUGGCUACGGGCCAGCCUCAGUGAAUCAGCUGUCUAAUCAACCCCCGUUGAUUUCUCUGUUCCAGUUACAGAACCAGCGUGGGAAUGGCCAUCCUGUACCUGCAGGACGGCCUAUGCCGCCAUUGAUGCCUCGACCCACGAACAACAGUAUUCCACAGCCAGGAUCCAUACAAGCCACACCUCUUCAUCCGGGUCAGCCCCGGCCCUCAAUGGGCAAUCACCCAGUCCAACCAUCACAGCAGCAGAGGGAACGACAGUGGCGCUGGAACUACGUAAACAUGCAGAACAUGCAGUCCCACCCUCAGCCCACUUCAGGUCCUGCUGGCGCAGAGCAGCGACCAGGUUCUACAAACUCUGCUCCUGACACCUGUAGAACAUCCCCUGCAGGAAACACAGUCCGACCCUCAAGUGCCGACAGUGUGCAGGUCAAAAAAGAGAAGGAUACUGAUUCUGAUGGUUAUGGGGCAUUUCCCGCCUCCUGUAGUUUCGCAGAGAAACAGAAUUCUGUGCCUUCAGAAACCUCCAGUCACAACUCGCAUGGUGAAUCUCAACCAAAUGUCCCCUGGCGAGUAAACAAUACCACUGACCACCUACCAUCAGCUUUACUCCCUGAAUCUAUGUCGGAGGAUAACCUAGAGGCAGCCUUGCGCUCCUUGUCUGAAGAUGGGCUGUCAUUCGGUAUGGCAGGCCCUGGUGGUGGAGGGACCCAGGCCAUGCCCCACCACCUGCCGGCCCCUUCCAAACACAUGGACUCGCCAGACCCCAGUGAGGAUUACUGUGCCUGCUGUCAUAAUGGGGGAGAGCUACUGUGUUGUGACUACUGCCCCAAGGUGUUCCACUUCCAGUGUCACAUACCUGCUGUUACUGUGGCACCCAGUGGCAGCUGGCGAUGCACACUCAGUGUACCAGACGAUCAGGUCCGCAUUGAGAAGGAAGAGUCCCGACAGAUCAUUAAUGCAGGCAACAAGCGCAAGUCCCUUGUGGGGCUCACAGAUAAGGAGCGUAGGGCCUGUGAGAGAAUCCUGUUAGAGUUGUUUUCCCAUGAAGCAAGUACACCCUUCCAUGAGCCAGUCAGUAAAUCGGUUCCCAACUACUACAAAAUCAUCACAAACCCAAUGGAUUUCACCAACAUCAAGUGUAAGCUCUCCCGUCAGCACUUCAAUCAUUACUCGACAGUGGGCGAAUUCUUGUCCGAUGUCAAACUAGUCUUCACCAACUGUGCUAUUUACAACUCUGAACUGUCAGAGGUGGGACGUGCAGGGAAGACUGUGUUUGCAUUCCUUGAGAAGCUGGUGGAUCGGUUCCUACCUUACUAUGUAACCAUGUUGAAGAGUGACCAGAUGUCAGAGCCCUCUGUACCUGCUCAACUAUCAGCCACGCCCCUCUCCUCAGCCCCAGUUCUCGCCUCUGCACCGCCUUCCACACACACUCCGCAGGCAGAGAGCGACCAAGUCAAGGGGGCCAAGAGGCGCAAGAUGGACAAGCAAAAUGUCAUUCAUUACCACUGAUAUAGGGUGCUGCUGUACACAGCCAGCUUCUUGUACAGAAGUUACUCUGACAGAUCAUCCACACUGCAAUCAUUCUGUCUGGUAGGUCAUGCUAAUCAUUCAAACUGCAAUCACUCUGUCUGGUAGGCCGUGCUAAUCAUUCACACUGCAAUCAUUCUGUCUGGUCAGCCAUGCUAAUCAUUCAUACUGCAAUCACUCUGUCUGGUAGGCCAUGCUAAUAAGUCACACUGCAAUCAUUCUGUCUGGUGGGCCUUGCUAAUCAGUCACACUGCAAUCAUUGUCUGGUAGGCCAUGCUAAUCAUUCACACUGCAAUCAUUGUCUGAUAGGCCAUGCUAAUCAUUCACACUGCAAUCAUUCUGUCUGGUGGGCCAUGCUAAUCAUUCACACUGCAAUCAUUCUUUCAGGUAGACCAUACUAAUUACUCUGACAGAUUAUUCAUGCUGCAGCCAUUCUUACUGGUAGGCUAUGCUAAUCAUUCACACUGCAAUCAUUCUGUCUGGUCAGCCAUGCUAAUCAUUCAUACUGCAAUCACUCUGUCUGGUAGGCCAUGCUAAUAAGUCACACUGCAAUCAUUCUGUCUGGUGGGCCUUGCUAAUCAGUCACACUGCAAUCAUUGUCUGGUAGGCCAGGCUAAUCAUUCACACUGCAAUCAUUGUCUGAUAGGCCAUGCUAAUCAUUCACACUGCAAUCAUUCUGUCUGGUGGGCCAUGCUAAUCAUUCACACUGCAAUCAUUCUUUCAGGUAGACCAUACUAAUUACUCUGACAGAUUAUUCAUGCUGCAGCCAUUCUUACUGGUAGGCUAUGCUAAUUAUCUGACAGAUCAUUCACGCUACAAUCAUUCUGACUGGUAGGCUAUGCUAUUGACUGUGACAGAUUUUUCACAUUGCAGUCAUUCUGAGUGGUAGGCCAUGCUAAUUCCUCUGACAGAUCAUUCACGCUGCAAUCAUUCUGUCUGGUAGACCAUGCUAAUUUCUCUGACAGGUCAUUCACGCUGCAAUCAUUCUGACUGGUAGGCCAUGCUAAUUACUCUGACAGAUUAUUCACGCUGCAAUCAUUCUGACUGGUAGACUAUGCUAAUUGCUCUGACGGAUCAUUCACGCUGCAGUUAUUCUGACUGAUUAUUGAUACCUUCAUUGGUGUGCUGGUAUUUUAUUUUUCUCCUACAGUUGACAGUGAAUCCAUUAUUAGAGUUGAUAGUUCAUGCUUGUCACUGCGAUGGAUGGACCAUACAUCUGUAAUUUCCCAAAUGGUCUAUACAUCUGUCGUUACCACUAAUGGCCCAUACAUAAUCACUAGUGGAUCCUACAUCUGCCAUUAUCACUAAUGGUUCAUACAUCUGUCGUUAUCACUAAUGGUUCAUACAUCUGUCAUUAUCACUAAUGGGGGCCUCCGUGGCUCAGUCGGUUAGCGUGCUAGCGCAGCGUAAUGACCCAGGAGCCUCUCACCAAUGCGGUCGCUGUGAGUUCAAGUCCAGCUUAUGCUGGCUCCGUCUCUGGCCGUAAGUGGGAAGGUCUGUCAGCAACCUGCGGAUGGUCGUGGGUUUCCCCCGGGCUGUGCCCGGUUUCCACCCACCAUAAUGCUGGCCGCCGUCGUAUAAGUGAAAUAUUCUUAAAACACCAAUAAAUAAAUCAAUAUCGCUAAUGGUCCAUACAUCUGUCAUUAUCACUAAUGGUUCAUACAUCUGUCGUUAUCACUAAUGGUCCUUACAUCUGUCAUUAUCACUGAUGUCCAUACAUCUGUCAUUAGCACUAAUGGUCCGUACAUUAUAACUUAUGGUUCAUAUAUCUGUCAUUAUCACUUAUGGUCCAUACAUCUGUUACUAUCACUAAUGGUCCACACAUCUGUUAUUAUCACUAAUGGUCCAUACAUCUGGCAUUUAUCUCUAAUGGUCCAUACAUCUGUCAUAUCCACUGAUGGUCCAUACAUCUGUCAUUACCGCUAAUGGUCCAUACUUUAUAUCUGUCAUUACCCUAAGUAUAUUUACAUAUAUAUGCCCAUUUUUUUGUUUCCUUUAAAUUCCUCUAAAAAGAGUGGGAGUUGUUGUACGAUGCAAUUAUGAAUUAUCUUGUAAAUUUAUACAUUUAAUUGGUAUCACAAAGAAAAUGGAUAAAUUAUGGCUUAGUUGAUGUGUAAGAAGCCAAUUGUACAGUGGUAAAUCGGAGAUGUCUGAUGCUGCAUUGAGCUGACAGUCUUUGUUUCGCCUUAGUUUACUCAUCAUUGACAAAGAUGUACUGGUAGUUCUGUACAAAGUUAUUUUCAGUUGUUUACUUCAGUUGCCUUCUUGUUAUUAGUGAGUUGUGUUAAGGUUUCAGUUGAGAAGUCCCAUCUGGCUAUUGCCACAAACCUCGGUCUACAAAUGUACAUGUACUGUAACCGUCAGCAGAAACUCAUGGUCAUGAUCAGAAGUUGUAUAUUGUUACCUGUAUGUAUAGGUAUGGCUGUCCUUUGUAUGGUACUGGGGAGGGUUAUGACUUCUAUUGACUUAUGGUGGCAUCAUUCUGAGGCAGGUACAUGUACUUGAAUUAUGUGACCCAACAGUCUGCCCAUCUAGCCACUCCCUCUCACCACCCACUCCUGCUGCCACCUAUGGGCAGGCUAUGUCUAACCUGAAUAGGCAAUAGGUCACCAACCUCACCAGAAUAUUUCCUGUACCCAAGAGUGUAACUGCUGUAGUGUGACAGGGAGGUAAUUCAGUGAAGCCCUGUGGUCACUAACCCUAUCAGAAUAUUUCCUGUAUCUAGAGUGUAGGCUGUGGUGUGACAAGGAGGUAAUUCAGUGGAGCCGUCUGGUUACUAACCCCAUCAGAAUAUUUCCUGUAUCUGAGUAUGGUCUGUGGAGUGACAAGGAGGUAAUUCGGUCAAGCCCUCUGGUCACUAACCCUAUCAGAAUAUUUCCUGUAUCUAGAGUGUGGGCUGUGGUGUGACAAGGAGGUAAUUCAGUGGAGCCCUCUGGUCACUAACCCCAUCAGAAUAUUUCCUGUAUCUAGAGUAUGGGCUGUGGUGUGACAAGGAGGUAAUUCAGUGAAGCCCUCUGGUCACUAACCCUAUCAGAAUAUUUCCUGUAUCUAGAGUACGGGCUGUGGAGUGACAAGGAGGUAAUUCAAUGGAGCCCUCUGGUCACUAACCCCAUCAGAAUAUUUCCUGUAUCUAGAGUAUGGGCUGUGGAGUGACAGGGGAGGUAAUUCUGUGGGGCCCUCUUGUCACUGACCCCAUCAGAAUAUUUCCUGUAUCUAGAGUAUGGGCUGUGGAGUGACAGGGGAGUUAAUUCUGUGGGGGAUUAAACACCAGUUAACUCAUUGGCUCAUCUCUGUCUUGAGGGAAGUAAACUGCCAGUAAGCAGGACAUGGUAAAGAUGACUCGUUUAUAAUGCUUCCUUUCUUUCCUUUAGCAAUCUUUCAAAAAUGACAUCAGGAGAAACAGUAUGCACAGGUAUCAUGAACAAUAAAACCACCUUUGUGUGAAUAUAUGUAUAUACUUAUGACUAUAUUUAAGCCAUAUAUGAUUAUAUAUUUUUAAACCACAGUGUACCAGCAUGUGUUUUUAGUAUUUUAUGUGUAAUCCUUAUGAGGUGAACCUUGUUGUAUUUAAGUCUGCUGCAGUUAGUAUUAGUAUACAUGUAGAACAUCUUAAUUGAGCAAGAUUGUUUGACCCUUCAUGUGUGCCUGGGUGUGUGUGCGUGCAGGUGUUUGCAGUUGUAUGACCAGCUUCAUAUAUGUAUUUAUUUGAUUGGUGUUUUGCGCCGUACUCAAAAAUAUUUCACUUAUAUGCCGCCGGCACAUCCCAGGGGAACCAGCUUCAUAUAAAAAUUCCCUCCAGUGAUAACUUAGACACUGUUAAGCUAACUUCAAUGCAUUCAGCCAGCGAAGUAUGUCUGUUACGACCAGCAGAACCAUUUCCAAAUUUGGUGAGGAUCCAGAGGCCUGCCCUAGAAAAAAAUGUGUUAUAUGGGACACUACAUGUACAUGUCCACAUUGAGUUGUGCGACACAAUGUAUGUCCACGUCUAAUUUUGAGAUAUCGGUACACAGAAUCUGUAUAAUGCCAUGCAUGAUUCAGGAUGUUAUAACCAUUCAGAAAAGUAGGAUAUUAGUUUUGACCAAAAAGCCAAGGACUUCUCUAAACUAAAUGUAAUGUGCAUAUUAGAGUGAAAUCUGUGUACACAUGGCAUUAUGGGACAAUGGGGCUAAGUGGUUCCAUUUGACCACAUCAACUUCAGAUUUUUGAGCACAUAAAAGACUCGUCUUCAAAUAUCAUAUAGUGUUGAGGUUUUCCAGAAAACCAGGCUGUAGAUGAUAGACUGUCUGAUUGACUGUUAAGAUUUUGGAUGUGUGACUUCAGUAUGGGCGUGUUUUGUCUGUAAAUCUCUCAACAUCUGUAAGAUGUUAAUAUUUGUGACUGCAGACCACUGGAGUGAGGGUGGGUAAUAGACUGACUGUAGGAAUGGAGUGUCCGUGCAGGCUGUGUAAGAGUAUCGAGAUAGGAGUAAUUUCUCAGUCAGCAGGUUAUGUUUGUACUAGAGCUACAUUUGUCUGCUGUACACACACUUUGAUCACUUAGAUGUAUAAUCUAUAUUGUGGACUUACCAACAGCUUUGCUUUUAUUAGCCAUGAAUAUAUAUUUUGAAGCCCCCAUUCCUCAAACACACACACAAAUUCAAAACUGAUAUGAUAUUUUGUAAGGAACUGUGUAUAUACUUUUAAUUGUACCGUAUGCAGUUUGGUCACGAAUAAAGUUUCACCUUCUCUGUACAAAGCUAUGUUGUUUUAAUAAAAAGAUUGGGAGCCAGGCCUUAAGAGCUGUUGUUCUGUGGGUUUCAUACCAGCUGGGCAUAACCUAAUUCUUCAACCUAUUUCCACCGCCUCUGCAACCACUAGUCUGAAACAUUAUGAAAGAACAUGGAACGUAGAGAAAUAGUUUCAUGAACCUUACAUCUUUAGUGACACAAACAAAUCAUUUUAGACAUGUCAGCUGUUCAAGCUAAGAUAACACUUAAUGGACAGUCCAUGACAUUUCAGCUGUUCAAGCUAAGAUAACACUGAAUGGGCAGCCCAUGACAUGUCAGCUGUUCAAGCUAAGAUAACACUGAAUGGACAGCCCAGGACAUAAGCUGUUCAAACUAAGAUAACACUGAAUGGACAGUCCAUGACAUGUCAGCUGUUCAAGCUAAGAUAACACUCAAUGGACAGUCCAGGACAUCUGCUGUUUAAACUAAGAUAACACUGAAUGGACAGUCCAGGACAUCAGCUGUUCAAACUAAGAUA